ACAAUCGACCUAAUCAUUGCUGAGAAUAAUAAUUUUCUCUACCCACCAGGACAUUUCUGCUUUCCUGAGUGAAAAUGGUAUUCUAUAAAGUGACAGUGUCCACUGCCGCUGUUGUCAGCGCCACCACUUUUAACAAUGUCUUCAUUAAGCUGGUGGGCACAGAUGGGGAGAGCGAACGCAAGUGGCUCAUGGGCUUCAAAGGGGCUUCAGCCUUCGUGAGCGGAGCAGUGUCUACUUUUACCGUGUCCUGCCCUGUUUCCAUUGGAAAGCUGGUUCUGAUAGAGCUAGACAAACAGCGUCUCCCACUGUUUCCCGAAGAUUCCUGGUUCCCUGCCAAGGUGGAAGUAAUAUCCCCAGAGGGAGACACCUACAACUUUCCCAUCUACCGCUGGAUCACUGACAGCGAGGUGCACCGCUUCAGAGAGGGAACAGCUCUGAGAGUCUUUGAAGACAAACAUCAUCUUGGCAGGUACAGUCGGGAGCAGGAGCUUAAGCAGCGAGAGGAACACUAUCGCUGGGAUGUGUAUGUAGAGGGAAUACCUCACAACAUAAAGGUAGAAAAUCCUCUUUCUCUGCCUUGUGAGGUCCGUUUCUCUUUCACCAAGACGACAGAGUUUGCCUUCACUGCAGCCACAGGGCUGACUGAGCUGCAACUGAAGGGCCUGGAUGAUUGCAAGGAGAACUGGACUGAUAUUGAUGACAUCAAUCGGGUGUUCUGCUGCAAACGGACUGACAUAUCAGACUAUGUCCAGAAACAUUGGAAGGAGGAUGCUUUUUUUGGCUACCAGUUUCUAAAUGGUGUCAACCCCAUGUUGAUCCGACGUUGUUCAACCCUGCCUGAUAACUUUCCUGUCACUGAUGGCAUGGUCUUCCUCUGUGGUCAGUGUAGCUUGGAGGAUGAAAUGAAGAAAGGCAACAUAUUCCUGUGUGACUACAAGCGUUUGGAUGGAGUGAAAGCAAACACCAUCAAUGGAAAGAAGCAGUACUUGAUGGCUCCUCUCGUCCUGCUCCACAAAACACCAGAUGAUCAGCUGAUGCCAAUUGCUAUUCAGGUGAGGUUAGCACUAUAG
Messenger RNA from Morone saxatilis (striped sea-bass), 1070 nucleotides. RefSeq names its product arachidonate 12-lipoxygenase, 12R-type-like. Gene Ontology annotation, biological process: linoleic acid metabolic process; lipid oxidation. NCBI's taxonomy places the organism in Eukaryota, Metazoa, Chordata, Actinopteri, Moronidae. The coding region runs from base 75 to 1070 and encodes 331 amino acids. The transcript has 7 exons. The record is from RefSeq and is a predicted model, not a curated record. Gene Ontology annotation, molecular function: oxidoreductase activity, acting on single donors with incorporation of molecular oxygen, incorporation of two atoms of oxygen; protein binding; iron ion binding.